UGGGGUGUGCGCCUGUGGUCCCAGCUACUCGGGAGGCUGAGGUGAGAAGAUCGCUUCAGCCCGGGAGGUCGAGUCUGCAGCGAGCUAGGAUCGCACUGCUGCAUUCCACCCUGGGCCACAGAACAAGACCCUGUCUCAAAACAAACAAAAAAUAAAUUUAUGUAUGUUAGCAACAACUACAAUGUAAUUUAAGACUUCCCCAUUCCGAUUCCAUCCUCACCAAGCACGUUCUUUCGCCUGCAGCUUCAGUCUAGAGCCUGAGCGAGCCGAGCUGCGGAUGCCAGGGGCUGGGUGGACUCCGCAGCUAAACUCCUAUUGUAAAACACACACCUGCUUCUACCGCGGAUGUACACAUGGUUUUCCAGGGUGUGCGCGUCUUCCCAAGGGAUCUGGGGACCAGAUUCCAGCUCCUGCCAUUGGGAGGCACGGUAAGAGCCCGUAGGGGACACAAUUCUGAGCACCGCAGAUACCGAGGUCCCCGCUGCGCUCCAGUCAACAGAGGCUUCAGGACGGCGGAGUCCUUUCAAACGCCCGCCAGUCCCAGGCCAAUCACUGCGCAGAUUCUUCCGGGAUCGUCGCCAAUCAUCGGCCGUUGCGUCUUGCGGGUAAAGAGGGGUAAGUGAAGCUUCGGGCCCGUCCAUCUUUCUUGAAGGCAAGAAGCCUCUCUUCUACUUCCCAGACAUCCCGCCUUGCCCACCAGAAAAAGCAUCCGAAGCAGGUUUAUUUAAGGGCAAGUGGGACGAUGAGGCCAGAGGAGUCAGAAAGGCUCCAUAUUUGAUAUGGUCAAAGAAUGGCGCCCUUAAGAGCAGCCUGUGACAAUUGAAGCUAGGUGGUCGCCAUAUUUUCUGAAGGCACCUUCCGGGUCCCUUAACCCGGGUGUCUAUGUCCAAGCGGCCAUGAAGUGAAUAAACACUGAGGAAUUAUAUUUGUCCCUAUCAGAAUCCUCGAAUCCCUAGCAGCCAGUCCCCGCUAAUUCGGUUGCCUCGGCUGCGUUCGGACGCCACGGCUGGGUGGGGCCGCCCUUCCUGUGGACAACGACAGCUGAGGCCGGGAGCGGGGAGACGGCGGCCCCAGGGACCUGGCGGCCGCCGAUCGGGGCUGCAAGGCCCCAUGGCGCCGCCCCCAGCCCCGCUCCUGGCGCGGAAGCCUGGGGAGACCCGGCCUGGUUGCAGGAAGCCCGGGGCUGUGAGCUUCGCGGACGUGGCCGUGUACUUCUCCCCGGAGGAGUGGGGCUGUCUGCGGCCCGCGCAGAGGGCUCUGUACCGGGACGUGAUGCGGGAGACCUACGGCCACCUGGGCGCGCUCGGAGAUGCCCCAAACAGGAAGGAAGAGGAACCUGAGGAAGUUCCAAGAGCCAAAGGGCCUAGAAAGGCUCCUGUGAAGGAGAGUCCUGAAGUGCUGGUGGAAUGCAACCCUGACCCAGCUAUCAGCGUGGCCCCGGCACGGGCACAGCCACCCAAAAAUGCUGCCUGGGACCCGACCACAGGAGCACAGCCCCCGGCACCCAUGCCCAGCGUGGAUGCUCAGGCCGGCCAGCGGCGCCAUGUGUGCACGGACUGCGGCCGCCGCUUCACCUAUCCCUCGCUGCUGGUCAGCCACAGGCGCAUGCACUCCGGGGAGCGGCCCUUCCCCUGCCCCGAGUGUGGCAUGCGCUUCAAGAGGAAGUUCGCAGUGGAAGCGCACCAGUGGAUCCACCGCUCCUGCUCUGGGGGGCGGCGGGGCCGGAGACCUGGGAUCCGGGCUGUGCCUCGGGCCCCCGUCCGAGGUGACCGGGACCCGCCUGUGCUCUUCCGGCACUACCCAGACAUCUUCGAGGAGUGCAGCUGAGCAGCACCGCAGGCUGGAGUUGAGCCUGACCUUGGCACGAAGGACUGACGGAGCCCUGAGGUGGGCCACUGAGUCGGGGACUCCGAAACUGAAAUUUAUGCCCUGGACUUUCCUCAAGGAUCCCUCAAGUUUCCAACUUGUAAAAAGAAAAGUGCCUGUAAAGAUUCGAAUAGAUUAGACUUGCCACCCCUCUCCCCAGUCUUUUGUAAAAAAAGAAAAAAAAAAAAAAAAAGAAGAGAGUGAGAUCCUGGACUCAUUUCAAAGUGUUAUCUGAAGAUCAGGUGCAACAGAGACCUUUCCCCCAUCUGAGGAACUAGCCACUCCUUAUCUACUUCAAAUGCAGAUGCUGAGGGGGGACCAAGACCUGGGGAGGGGACCUACAUGGAGGGCGUUGUCAAGCCCUGGCUAAUUGUCGUCAGCAGGGGACCCAGAUACUGGAGUGGAUGGGAAUAGAAUAAAUGCAGGUGGCACAAGUC
Molecule: messenger RNA, 2303 nt
Organism: Macaca mulatta (Rhesus monkey)
Lineage: Eukaryota; Metazoa; Chordata; Mammalia; Primates; Cercopithecidae
Gene: ZNF688
Product: zinc finger protein 688
Biological process (GO): regulation of transcription by RNA polymerase II
Cellular component (GO): chromatin; PcG protein complex; transcription regulator complex
Molecular function (GO): RNA polymerase II cis-regulatory region sequence-specific DNA binding; DNA-binding transcription factor activity, RNA polymerase II-specific
Source: RefSeq, a predicted model, not a curated record